Molecule: messenger RNA, 2064 nt
Organism: Hyla sarda
Lineage: Eukaryota; Metazoa; Chordata; Amphibia; Anura; Hylidae
Product: taste receptor type 2 member 10-like
Exons: 1
Coding region: 1129-2064 (311 amino acids)
Biological process (GO): sensory perception of taste; detection of chemical stimulus involved in sensory perception of bitter taste; G protein-coupled receptor signaling pathway
Cellular component (GO): membrane
Molecular function (GO): bitter taste receptor activity; G protein-coupled receptor activity
Source: RefSeq, a predicted model, not a curated record
UUGCUCUUGGUUAAUACAUUUUGAUGGAACUUUAUAAUUUGUGAAUUUAUGUUUUAUACAUAAAAAAAAAACCUGCAAGGUAUGACAUUCACUAGAAGUUUCUAUAUAGUAUAUCAAAAUAAAUGUAUUUAUAUGGCCUUGGUCUAGCAUUACAUUCAGACAAUAGUUAUUACUUCCAACCAUCAUGCACAAGGUUAGUUAGCUUGGCUGAGCAUGCAUGCAUCAUGAAACCUCUUUGGCAUGUUAAAAAUUAAAGGGGGGAAUUUAUCAAGGGAUUUACACUAUUGUUUUGUGUAUAUUGUUUAUGUCACAAAAAUGUUGCAUGUGAGACUUUUAGUGGUACGCCAGCCUGAACAAUUUCUUACUAAACAGAUGUUUUACGUGUGAUCUGCUUUUUACUUUGCAGUGAUCAGUGAUUUAUGAUGUGCGACUUUUCUAAAAAAAAAAAAAAAAAAAAAAACAAUUUUAAAAAAAAUCACAGAUUUGUCGCACAGCCUUCAAUUACACAAAAAGCCCCCAGACCUGGCCAAAAAAGCAUUGCACGUGUGGAAAAAGUCACACAAAAGUCACAAAAAAAGGGGUCAUACAAAGUGGUGUUCUAAAGUGAAAUUUCACAAUUUUACUAGCCCCAUAUUUAUCACACGCCCUACACCAUGUAAUAAAUUCAGUGCAUGUACACUUACAUAAUCAAAACAUGUGUAUAAAAUCUGUGCAUUUAGACUUACUUUGAUAAAUUUCCCCCAAAAUACCUGACCUUUUUUCCCUCUGACAUUUGCUUUUGGAGGAGAGUUUGUAUGGCUCCAUACAAAUUAGCUGGUCAGGCAGUCCUGCAGAAAACAGAAGGUUUAUCUAAUGUAGAAGAACAGUCCAGAAAUUUCAGAGUAACAUUUACUGUAAAAAACAUAACCAUUGUAAUGGAUCUCACGACUAAAAAAACUGGUAAUGGUUUAUACAAUACAAUUUGCAUUUGCGAGCCCCAGUCCCAUUGUAUGACAGUAAAAUCAGCAGGUGGAUAGAAAGACGUGGGAGGAAUUUCCCUUUAUAAAUGCAGAGCAAGCAACCUGAGAUCACUGCUUAAAUAGAAAGAAAAAAACAAUAUAGAAGAAGACAAAGAAGGAAGCAAAUCACAUGUAUGGACUAAAAGCAACAGAAGAUACAGCUAUGUUGACCAUACCAAUGCCGGUGUUUACCGCCAUUGCCAUGGUGGUUGGAGGUAUAGGAAGCAUUUUCGUUUUAGUCCACUGUGUCUUACAAGGAACCAGUCAAAGGCUUACCCCAUUUUUUAUAAUAGCUUUCUCUUUGUGCAUGAGUAACCUUGUCCUGAUAUGCAUACAGACCACAAAUGAGUUCUUGGAACUUUUGGGAGAAACAUAUUCACACCUGAUGACAUUAUUGGACAGAGUAUCAAUGUCAUUCCUGUGCUACAGUCUAUGGUUGUGCACUUGGCUUUCCUUAUACUACCAAGUGAAAAUUGUACCAACUUUACCAAGACUUUAUGUUUGGUUGAAGCUGCGAUUUAUUGAUGUCUUGCCAUGGUUCUUGGUGUUUUCAGGACUAAUUUCAGCCACAGUUGGCUUCUGCAUCGUUUUGGAUGACACACAUGGUUUGCUUUUUAACUCAAGUAAUCUUUCCACUGGGAACAGACAAAUGACAUCUAAUGUGUAUUUGUUGCACGUUCAGUUAUAUUGUGCGUUUGUGUCAUUGUCAAUGCUGAUUACAUUCAAGUCAGUAAUGACGAUUAUUUUCUCUCUGCGUAGACAUGUGCAACAUAUGAUGCGCCAAUCUAGUGGAUUCACAAGCAUUAAUGUAGAGGCCCAUUACACAGCAGCAAAAACUGUGGUCACUCUUCUUGUUUUUAACUUCUUCUUGUUUCUAUCACAAGUUAUUGGCUACCUUAGGAAUGAUGUGUAUUCGGUGUCUAUAUUGACAUCAGUCACUCUAUCAGCUUUAUUAACCAUCUGUCCAUACAUUUUAAUCAAUGGCAAUUCCAAACUGAAGAUGGAAGCAAAAGCAACUUUUCAACGGAUUUUUCAUGAACUGCGGAAUGAGAAACUUUCUAACUGA